CAAGGUUUUCAUGAGUGGUAUCCACACCUACAGUACUGCACGUUUAUAAAUCUUACAAUAACAAUCAACAUUUCAAAAAGGUGGCUACACCACACAGAAGACGGACCAGAUACGAAAAAAAGAUAUACAUACGUUCAAACCAUGGAUAAAAAUGACACCUGUUCUCAACCAUUCGACAUUCAUAAGUGGGUGCCGGUGACCAUCCUGAUUUCUUGUGUUCUGUCGGUGAUCGGAUCAUUGUUAAUCAUCUGUACCUUCAUAAUUUGGCGGGAUCUACGAACGAAGGCACGCAAGUUACUAGUCUACCUCUCCAUUACGAACUUCCUUGCCUCAGUUGGUUAUGCUUACGGCAUAUCUAAUAAUUUACUUAAAUCUAAUUUUUUUAAUUCUACGGAAUGCGAAGUGCAGAGCGGCAUCACCACCUUCUCAGAGACCAGCUCUUAUUUGUGGACGGUGGCAAUAGCGACCUACAUCUACGCAUCAAUAGUUAAGUCCUGUAGAAUGGUUUUGGAUUGGUUAAUUCGAAUAUUCCAUUUAGUUUGCUGGGGGGUUCCACUUGUCACAGUGGUUGUAGCAGUGAACUUCAAAGUUCUAGGGUAUGAUAAUUCAUGCACCACCGCAGGUUGGUGCUGGAUUCACAAUUUUUCCCCUAAACACAAAUUUGAGUGGAUGAUGUGGAGGCUGAUUGGUGGAAAAUUUUGGGAAAUGGCAGCUUACUUUGUUCUUCUGAUUCUUUACUUCCAGAUCAACAAAUGUAUGUGUUACCAGAAUCAGGUCGCAGACAUUUCCAAUCAAAGAAGUGUAUCAGCAGCUGCAGAUAGGAUUGAUCAUAAGUUGACAGCUAUUCCUACUAUAUUUCUAUUGCUAAAUAUAUGGAGUACAUUAAGGUUUAUAUUGACAUUGUGCCAUAAGAAUGUCUCCAAUCCAGUCCUUUUUCUUUUGCAUGGUGUUGGCGAUAGCUUCCAGGGCGCAGCAAACUGCAUUAUAUUCUGUUUCUGUAAUGACAUAAUCAGGCGCCGUUUCAUGCAAAGCUGUGGAAAUUUGUUUAGAGGGCCGUGUUGUUAUGAAAGAACUGAACGAACUCAACGAUUGCUCGCAGAUUAAGCUUGCUGUUUUGCAUAUUGGCCUAAAGCAAUUAAUAAAAAUAUAAAAAAGCUUUGUUCGAAUAUCAAUAUGUCUUUAACUAUUAUACCUCGAUAUUUUCUUUAUUUUAAUCAUUAAUACAAAGUCCUUAGAAUCAUUGUAAUAUAAAUUUAUGCAGUGGUACAUUAAAAUCACUUGUAUAUGGUAAUUAGUGAGAUUAGAACCAGUGGCGCCAAGAGGCCGGGGAAACCGGGGAAACUGCCCCGGGGCCCGGGCCUGGCAGGGGCCCUGGAUAACUAGAUAAAAUAUAAUAAAAUAUAAGUAAAUAAAAAUGAUUAAACGUAUACAUUCGUCCAGUAUCAUUCAUGUGUUUUUCCCAUGAGGAUUGUAAAUAAAGCUGACCGUAUA
This is a messenger RNA of Anneissia japonica, 1491 nucleotides long. Its product is annotated as G-protein coupled receptor 157-like. NCBI's taxonomy places the organism in Eukaryota, Metazoa, Echinodermata, Crinoidea, Comatulida, Comatulidae. The transcript has 4 exons. The record is from RefSeq and is a predicted model, not a curated record. Gene Ontology annotation, molecular function: G protein-coupled receptor activity; cAMP binding. Gene Ontology annotation, cellular component: plasma membrane. Gene Ontology annotation, biological process: cell surface receptor signaling pathway; adenylate cyclase-activating G protein-coupled receptor signaling pathway. The coding region runs from base 142 to 1104 and encodes 320 amino acids.